UAAAAAUGGAGCGCAUUUACUAAUCUGUUAAUUAGAUUACUGUUCUCGCCUCAGUGUAUCCCGUGUCCUUAUGCAUACCUACCAGUCACUUUAACAACUCUUAAGACGCUAGCACAAUUAUUUCACUGCCCUCACAGACUAUUCUUUUUAAGAAUGAGUUUCUCAGAGAGUUGACUGCAAAUUUGGUGAUAAAUGCUGCCCAGGAUGGCUGUCCUGACAUUAAAUCUAGUUACUUUUAUCUGCUGGAUAAGUCUUGGUAAUGUAAGUGGAAAUGAGAAGAUUGAUUCAGACAACAUCACUCGCAUUCUGGAUCGACUUUUGGAUGGUUAUGACAACAGACUGCGACCUGGAUCUGGAGGUGGUGUCACCGAGGUGAAAACAGACAUCUUUGUCACUAGCUUUGGACCCGUUUCAGAUGUUGAGAUGGAGUACACCAUGGACAUGUUCUUCCGUCAGAUGUGGGUUGACGAGCGACUAAAAUUUGAGGGCCACACUGACAUCUUGCGGCUCAACAAUCGCAUGGUGGACAAGAUCUGGACACCAGACACUUUCUUCAGAAACUCCAGGAAGUCCAUUUCUCAUAACACGACCACACCUAACAAACUCUUCCGCAUCAUGCAGAACGGGACUGUCCUCUACACCAUGAGACUGACAAUAAGCGCAGAGUGUCCAAUGAGACUGAUGGACUUCCCCAUGGACGGCCACGCCUGUCCUCUCAGGUUUGGAAGCUAUGCCUAUACAAGCAGUGAAAUCAUGUUCACUUGGAGGAAGGGACCGAUAGCAUCUGUCGAGUGUCCCAUGGAGUCCAUGAGUCUUCUGCAGUAUGAUCUGGUGGGACAGACGUUGUCCAGUGAGAUAUUCAAAUCAAACACAGGUCACUACUCUGUGCAGGUGGUCCAUUUUUAUCUCCAGAGGAAGCUGGGCUACUACCUCAUACAGACUUACAUCCCUCUUAUAAUGGUUGUUGUGCUGUCACAAGUCUCUUUUUGGAUCAACAAAGAGUCUGUUCCUGCACGCACAGUUGCUGGCAUCACCACAGUGCUGACCAUGACCACCUUGAGCAUCAGUGCCCGUCAGUCACUUCCCAAAGUAGCCUAUGCCACUGCCAUGGAUUGGUUCAUUGCUGUGUGUUUUGCCUUCGUGGCGUCAGCUCUCAUCGAGUUUGCAGCAGUAAACUACUUUGCCACCAUCCAGGCCCAUCGUCUGAAGAAGCAGAAAGCUAGACAAGACAAGCUUGAGGUGUUGGCUACUGGCAGCGAAGAUAGCGACACAAUUUCGAUUGACAGCAUCCCUCAGGAAGGCCUGAAGAGGAGAAACCACUCAGUGAGUCGCAGUGAGCCAGGAGAUGCUCCGCCACUGCCGAUUUUCCUCCAGCAGGGCUCAGCCUUUCCUCAAGUCCCGCAGCUGGCUGGCACCAGCCCCAUCGACAAGUACGCCCGCGUCCUUUUCCCCCUGGCCUUCGCCCUCUUCAACUUAGUCUACUGGUACAUCUACAUGGUCAAGGACACCAUGGAGAUGGCCAGGGAUGCAGAUCUUAAAAACUAAGAGGACCUGGAAAAGGGGGGAACAUACAGCCAAAGAGACCUUCAGCAUCCAGUCAGCCUCACCUUACCCUCCUCUCUGUCUCUGUGAACAAGCUCUCAGCAGUCACAUCUGACAGAGGAAAUGAAUCAGAAACUGAUUUAUUCUCCUGCCAUACAUCUAUUCAUUUCACAGGCUGUGACCACUGCCCACUUGUGUUCUGAUCAGUAGCUGAAGAGCUGCCUUUGACGGGCCUCAAUCACUUUUAAGCACUGCCGUGUACACACAACAACUUCUCGGGGCUCCGGACUGAGACCAGACGCCACACACAUACAGUAUGCAUGACGCUCGCACGCACACACACACACACACACACAACCAAGAAACACAUCAAAAAGAAGUGGAUGAUAUAAUCUAUGAUGGCUGUAACUGGUGGUGAUGCAACAGUGAACCAAUGCUUUCAGAAGCCUGCCCUCUACAGAAGCACAGCUCCCACUACAACAAGAUCAAAGGCAAUUUAGAGGAGGCUUGCAUCCCUCCCCGCGGCUUCAAAAAUGUACUCAAACCUGAGAAAAUGAAUUGUGGGAUUGUGUUUUCCAUCCCACCUUUCUGCUCUGGCGCUCUGGUGCUCCCUCUGCAUUUUCAGAUCCACUGCAGGUCCUCUGAAAACAUUGCAGGGAAGAGUAGGAUAUAAUACCCAUGGGUGGUGAUGACAUUCUUUUUGAGUUUUUGUAUGGAUGGUGCAUGAUUGUUGGGCACAGAUGUUUGUACAUAAAGUGUCUACCUGUAAUGGAUACAGUUUUACUGUCUUUUAGCCCCUUAAUACGUCAAGUAACAUAAAACCUGAAGGAAUAAACUUGAUCUUAACUUGAUCACUCUAACCCUGCAGUGCAUCCCAUCGUUUGACCUUGUCAGGAUGUAGACAAACUUAUCUGCCAUGUAACAAACACAAGAAUAAAACGAGCCUAAAAUGAA
Messenger RNA from Micropterus salmoides (largemouth bass), 2496 nucleotides. It is a transcript of the gene gabra6a, whose product is annotated as gamma-aminobutyric acid type A receptor subunit alpha6a. Gene Ontology annotation, cellular component: GABA-A receptor complex; synapse; neuron projection. The coding region runs from base 193 to 1545 and encodes 450 amino acids. The transcript is spliced from 10 exons. The record is from RefSeq and is a predicted model, not a curated record. Gene Ontology annotation, biological process: signal transduction; nervous system process; gamma-aminobutyric acid signaling pathway. NCBI's taxonomy places the organism in Eukaryota, Metazoa, Chordata, Actinopteri, Centrarchiformes, Centrarchidae. Gene Ontology annotation, molecular function: inhibitory extracellular ligand-gated monoatomic ion channel activity; GABA-A receptor activity; transmitter-gated monoatomic ion channel activity involved in regulation of postsynaptic membrane potential.